AUGCCGAGAGGUACAAAGAUCCCUAGAACUCGCUGGUCAGAGUCAGAGAAACUUCGGCUCCUCAAUUACCGGGAUAGGCAUCCUAACUUACCUUGGGAUCAAAUCAAGCUGGCUUUUCCAGGCCGCAGUGGGAAUGCUCUCUGCAAGCAGUACUCUGACCUGAAAAUUGAACGUGAGAAAGAGGCUCGGGAAAAGGCGAACAAUGGUAAUAAAGCGACUGAGGAGAUGGCGAACAAUCAGACUAAAGUGACCAACACUGCUCAGCUCAGUAAAGGGAACAAACGUCUGCUGGACCACGAAGGAGACAACGAGACACAAACCAGCAAGCAAACCAAGGCUGGUGGUGUCGCAGCACACAAUGACAAUGACCCAGACUUUGACCCUAGCGAGGCUAGUGACUCUGACGGGGGCGACAUUGGCGUUAGAGGUGACAUUGGUCGCUCUCCCACAGCUCGUCAGCUUCGUAAUACACCUCGCAAACAGCUGAAUGAUACUGUCGUGGGCUCGGCUUCUGGCCUGAAGCGUCCAUCCAAGCUUACAAAGCUUCAAUUCACUGGUCAACCUGGUGCACGCGAUCCAUUUAGCACAACGCCCGCUAGCCCUGACCCUCGCACACUGCAGAACGCGAAAAAAUCUAGCAAAACUACCAUUAAACCUGCUUCUGCCUCUACUCACUUAACACUUUCAGAUUCUCUCUCUCUUGAGAAAGCAGCAGACACGAACAAAUCUGACGCAACCUCAGGAAUCGAGUCACCGGUGCAGGGAACUCGUCCAAGCUUAUCUCCUGCGCCCAAUCGUCAUUCUGCACAGAAUCAACAACCUACUACCAAGGAGCAUUCGCUGUCAAAACCUGAAGACGAAAUGGCUCCUCGUCCUCCCACUCCCCCUUUUUCCGCUACCACUGCUUUCACCGAAUCUGGAAACAACGGAUACCCGCCCAUGCAGCACGGUGCACUCCUGCUUAUGCAGGCAGCCAUCGCCAUGAGAGAUUUCCCGAGAGAGCGUGCCCGUAACGAGCAGUUGGACGAGAGAAAUGAGCGUCUUGUGAUGGAGGUACUGAAGCUGAAGGAGAAGGAAGCCGAAUGGAAACAGGAGAUUGCAGACCUCCAGUUACACAACGGACUCCUCAAAGGCGACAUUAAAUAUCAAAUCGAUCAGGUCAAGAAGCUUGAGGCUGAACUGAAGGAGAUGAGGGAGAAGAAGGACCAGAGUGCUCUCGAUUUCGCCAAUGGAGCCACCAAUACCGAAUGCGAACACUGCCUUGAGCAUAUCACCCGCCUCAACGCUCUUACCGAAGAGAAUAAGAAGAUCAAGCAGAGAUGCAAGGUCUUGGCUGAAGCAUUCGCGGCUGGCAAUGAUCAAGUCUGA
This is a messenger RNA of Aspergillus lentulus, 1368 nucleotides long. The record is from RefSeq and is a predicted model, not a curated record. NCBI's taxonomy places the organism in Eukaryota, Fungi, Ascomycota, Eurotiomycetes, Eurotiales, Aspergillaceae.